CUUGAAACUAUUUUGAUGGAAUAUGAGAGCUACUAUUUUGUAAAAUUUCAGAAAUAUCCCAAAAUUGUCAAAAAGGAAUCAUUAGACACAGUGGAAAAUAAUUUACCACAAAGAAGUGGAGGGAAGACCAGAAGAGUGAUGAGCGACAGCUGUCAAAAUCUUCCCAAGAUCAGUCAGCAGAGGCCACGGUCCAGAACCACAGCGGGGAAAUCGGGGGAUGCCAAAUCCCUCCAUAAGGAGCAUCCUAAACAGGAGGCUGUCAAUAAUCCCCACGCGGAGAGUGCUGACUUUGGCUUGAGCAUAUCAGGAAUCAACAAAGGCAGUGGAGAAGAAAACGUCCGCCCACAAAAAGGCCAAAUCGUUGACUUCCGAGGGCUGCUCACAGAUGCCAUCAAAGGAGCAACCAACGAACUUGGCUUGAACAGCUUUGACUGUAACCCAGACCCCUCAGAACGAUUGUUGAAACCUCUGAGUGCAUUUAUUGGCAUGAAUAGUGAGAUGCGAGAAUUGGCAGCCGUGGUGAGCCGGGACAUUUAUCUCCAUAAUCCAAACAUAAAGUGGAAUGACAUUAUUGGACUCGAUGCAGCCAAGCAGUUAGUCAAGGAGGCUGUUGUGUACCCUAUCAGGUAUCCGCAGCUGUUUACGGGAAUCCUUUCCCCCUGGAAAGGUCUACUGCUGUAUGGUCCUCCAGGCACAGGCAAGACCUUACUGGCUAAAGCUGUGGCCACGGAGUGUAAAACCACCUUCUUUAACAUUUCUGCAUCUACCAUUGUCAGCAAAUGGAGAGGGGAUUCAGAAAAACUUGUUCGGGUGUUAUUUGAACUUGCCCGCUAUCACGCCCCUUCCACCAUCUUCCUGGACGAGCUGGAGUCAGUGAUGAGUCAGAGAGGCACUGCUCCUGGCGGAGAACAUGAAGGAAGCCUUCGGAUGAAGACAGAGUUACUGGUGCAAAUGGAUGGCCUGGCUCGCUCAGAAGAUCUCGUGUUUGUCUUAGCAGCCUCUAACCUGCCAUGGGAGCUGGACUGUGCCAUGUUACGCCGCCUGGAGAAGAGGAUACUGGUUGAUCUCCCCAGUCGGGAGGCCAGGCAGGCCAUGAUCCACCACUGGCUGCCCCCCGUGAGCAAGAGCAGAGCCCUGGAGCUGCGCACGGAGCUGGAUUACAGUGUGCUGAGCCGGGAGACGGAGGGCUACUCGGGCUCAGACAUUAAGCUCGUCUGCAGGGAAGCAGCCAUGCGGCCUGUGAGGAAGAUCUUCAGUGCCCUUGAAAAUCACCAGUCAGAGAGCAGCAAUUUACCUGGAAUCCAGCUGGAUACAGUGACCACUGCUGACUUCUUAGAUGUGCUAGCUCACACCAAGCCUUCAGCAAAGAAUCUGACUCAGAGAUACUCAGCCUGGCAAAAGGCCCAAGGAUUUCAGUUUCAUCCUACGUGA
This is a messenger RNA of Enhydra lutris kenyoni (northern sea otter), 1431 nucleotides long. Its product is annotated as katanin catalytic subunit A1 like 2. The coding region runs from base 16 to 1431 and encodes 471 amino acids. The transcript is spliced from 15 exons. The record is from RefSeq and is a predicted model, not a curated record. Gene Ontology annotation, molecular function: ATP binding; ATP hydrolysis activity. NCBI's taxonomy places the organism in Eukaryota, Metazoa, Chordata, Mammalia, Carnivora, Mustelidae.